Molecule: messenger RNA, 2071 nt
Organism: Rosa rugosa (rugosa rose)
Lineage: Eukaryota; Viridiplantae; Streptophyta; Magnoliopsida; Rosales; Rosaceae
Exons: 8
Coding region: 160-1818 (552 amino acids)
Biological process (GO): transmembrane transport; metal ion transport
Cellular component (GO): membrane
Molecular function (GO): metal ion transmembrane transporter activity
Source: RefSeq, a predicted model, not a curated record
AAACCCAGAAGACAUGCAGCCUCACUGCAACGUGUCCAUGUUAACCGCACAACACUCAACUUCCCCAAUAUUUCCGACCCCUACAACAACACCCUCCCUCUUUCCUCUUUGGCCUCUCAGAUUCGUCAACCGUUCUCUCUGAUAAAAGCAGUUUGAGUGAUGACAACUCCUGUGAGAAAUAACAUGAUGAAUAAGCUAGAGGAUCAGAAACGCCACUCUAAUAGUAGUGAUGUCAGUCCAGUUAGUGAUCUUUGGACUGAUGGACUCAUUUGUGCAUUCGAAUUUGUUCGAGGGCAUAAAAAGGUCCUGUCAGCACAAUAUGUUGUCAAAGAUGCGGCAAACAAGCAAGUUUCCUCACCUGAGCUGAAUAAAUCCCACUACUCAAGAAAGAAUGUAAACAACUCAUGUGAAUCCUCACCAAAAAGAGAGUCAGGAGUUGGUCGGAAUGUUAAGGAAGAAGGCCGAAACUGCAACCAGGAUUCUCACUCAUGCCGUUUAUGUGGGAGAGAAGGUCUUCCCAAAAGUUGUUGGGUACCAAUUGGCUGGGAUAGGAUUUCUGAACUGGUCCAGACAGUGCAAGUUGAUGAUGGCUGGGACUCACAGCCUAUGGAGUUUGCAAGCGACGAAGAUGAUGUUGCUGUAGCAGAUGUGGCAGCUCCUUACUGGGAACGGCCAGUAGGACCCACUUGGUGGUGUCACGUAGCUGCUGGUCAUCCAUGCGUCAAUUCAUGGCUGAGUACUGCUCAAUGGCUGCAUCCUGCUGUCAGUAUUGCUUUGCGAGAUGAAAGUAGGCUGAUAAGUGAUCGAAUGAGGCACCUUCUGUAUGAGGUUCCUGUAAGGGUUGCUAGUGGACUAUUAUUUGAGCUCCUCGGCCAGUCAGCAGGUGAUCCAUAUGCUGAUGAAGAUGACAUUCCCAUUGUUCUUCGAUCAUGGCAGGCACAGAAUUUUCUAGUAUCAGCAUUGCAUGUUAAAAGUUCUGCCCAAAACAUUAAUGUGUUGGGAAUAGUAGAAGUCCAGGAGCUGCUUGCUGCUGAGGGCAUUACGAUGCCACAAACUAUUCAUGAAGUCAUAGCACAUUUAGCCUGCCGGCUUGCAUGUUGGGAUGAUAGGUUAUUUCGCAAAUCCAUAUUUGGGGAGGCAGAUGAACUUGAACUGAAGUUUAUGAACAGGAGAACCCAUGAAGAUAUGCAUCUGUUCAGUAUAAUAUUGAACCAAGAAAUCCGAAGGUUAUCAACCCAGGUUAUAAGAGUGAAGUGGUCGUUACAUGCAAGAGAAGAAAUUGUGUUUGAGCUUCUUCAGCACUUGAGAGGGGAUGCCACAAGGCAGUUGCUAGAACGAAUAAGAAAGAGUACAAGAGAGAUGAUAGAAGAGCAAGAAGCAGUUCGUGGUCGCUUGUUUACUAUUCAAGAUGUGAUGCAGAGCACUGUUCGUGCAUGGUUACAGGACAGAAGCCUAACAGUGCAACAUAAUUUGGGAGUUUUUGGAGGUUGUGGCCUUGUCCUUUCUAUCAUUACUGGACUUUUUGGGAUCAAUGUUGAUGGAAUACCUGGAGCUUCAGGAACACCAUUCGCAUUUGGUCUAUUUUCUGCCGCUCUGGUCUUCUUGGGGGUUGUACUAAUUGGAAUUGGAUUCGUUUACCUCGGGUUAAAGAAACCUAUUGUUGAAGAGGAUGUUGAAGUUAGAAAACUAGAGCUCCAAGAGCUGGUUAAGUUGUUUCAGCAGGACGCAGAGUCUCAUGCACAAGUACGAAAAACUGUUCCCAGAACCAACCCAACUGCUCGACUCCCCAAUGGUGCAGGUUAUGUUCUCAUCAGUUGAACUACUAAGAUUCAAGUUAUUGGAUAGGCUUUCUUUAUGCAGCAAGUUCAUUUACAAAUGGUUCUUUUUUUGUUUGCUUUUAAAGUUUGUAAUAGUAAUUAAGUGUCAUCUGUGACGCAAACAGUUUAUGGAUGGACCUUGUGCGAGAUCGAUGAACCUCUUCAUUCAUGCAGGUAGACUACCAGAUGGUGAGAGUUUUGUUGUCAUCAGCUGACCUAAUAGGCUAAUAAUAUGGAGUUAUUUUUGUUGAAUA